CCAACUACUAAUAGAUAUUCAACUGAGCAAAAUUCACGUAGUUCUAUAGAAACAAGCUUAAAGACUUCGCGAAUCGCUUGGGGAGAGCAUGUUACACCACCUUCGACUACUACAGAAAUGACUGGUGGAAAAUCUCAUGAAGUACUUCAUUCGGGCACGCAUGCGUUAUUGGAACAAUUUCACGAUCUAACACCUCCUAGCACUGCUGGAAGCAGCAUUCCAAUGGAAAGUAAAAUACCGACAAGUUCGUCCAGGGAGUUGUCUGGUCACAGUCCCAAGCAAGCAGAUAGCGUAUUGGUAUCUGGCAAAACCAUCGUAAGUCUUAGUGACAGAACAGGAGCUUCAUCUCAUUACCCAAACGGAACAGAACGAGAUGAAAGACAAACACUACAGAGUGUAGGCGGUGUGCAACAUGCCAGUGACAGUGAUGCAACUGCAUCCUCAGAUGAUACGGAUGAUCUCCUGUCAUAUGAGCCAGUGUUGGAAGGCGAUCGUCAGUAUUUGCGCAUGCGCAUG
Molecule: messenger RNA, 516 nt
Organism: Porites evermanni
Lineage: Eukaryota; Metazoa; Cnidaria; Anthozoa; Scleractinia; Poritidae
Source: the annotation of a GenBank genome assembly